AUGGAUUUCAAAGAUUUAAACGCUUAGGCUACCUUCACAAAUAAGGAAUUAGAAGAAAGAAGAAAGUAUUUCGAAGACUUGAUUAAGAGAAGAUACUUUUUUAACCAAGGUUUUGAAAUUUACGGUGGUGUUGCUGGUCUCUACGACUAUGGUCCACCUGGUUGCGCCAUCAAGAAUAACUUGUUGAAGUUAUGGAGAGAACACUUCAUUUUGGAAGAAGAUAUGCUCGAAAUAUCAUCAACUUGUAUUACCCCUUAUCCCGUUUUCAAGGCUUCUGGUCAUGUUGAUAGAUUCACUGAUUUGAUGGUUAAGGAUGUUAAGAAUGGUGCUGGCCACAGAGCUGACAAAUUGAUUGAAGCUUUCAUUGAAGCUAAACUCUCCAAGAAGAAACUUAAACCUGAAGAAGUCAAGGAAUUGGAAGAAAUUAAGCAAAAGGUUGAAACUUUUUCAGCUCAACAAAUGCAUGAUGUCAUCCAAAAGUUAGGUAUAAAAUCUCCUGAUACUGGUAAUGAACUUGGUUUCCCUGAACCUUUCAAUCUCAUGUUUGGUACUCCUAUUGGUCCUUCUGGUUAAUUGCCAGGUUUUUUACGUCCUGAAACCGCUUAAGGUAUGUUCGUUAACUUCAAUAGAUUAAAUGAAUUCAACGGUGGUAGAAUUCCUUUCGCUGCUGCCCAAAUCGGUUUGGGUUUCCGUAACGAAAUCGCUCCUAGAAAUGGUCUUUACAGAGUUAGAGAAUUCGAUAUGGCUGAAAUUGAACAUUUCUUUGAUCCUAAGAGACCCGAACAUCCUAAGUUCAAGUAUGUCAAGGAUUUGAAGUUACCUCUUUUGACUGCUAAGAGCUAAGAACACGGUGAUGGUUCUGUUACUCAAAUGACCUUAGAAGAAGCUGUUAAGUCUGGUACUGUUUCUAAUGAAACACACGCUUAUUUCAUUGGAAGAACUUUCCUUUUCUUAGUCGAGGCUGGUGUUAAUCAAAAUAAUAUUAGAUUUAGACAACACAUGUCUAAUGAAAUGGCUCACUACGCUUGUGACUGUUGGGAUGCUGAAAUCGAAUUCUCUCACGGUUUCAAGGAAUGUGUUGGUUUGGCUAACAGAUCUGCUUUCGAUUUAGAAAGUCACACCAAGGGUUCUGGUGUCAAGCUCUUAGCCGCCAGACGUUUACCUGAACCAAGAAAGGUUACCAUUAUUGAUAUUACUUUAGACAAGAAGGAAAUCUUCAAGGCUUUGAAGGGUGAUGGUAAUGAACUCACAAAACUUAUUGAAGGUUACAGUGAUGAACAAAAGGCAGAACUCAUGAAGAAGUUCGAAACUGCUGAUUCAGUUGAAUUCGACAUCAAGGUUAAAGAAGUUGAAAAGAAGGUUCAACUCCCCAAGGCUUUGAUUUCAUUCAAGGUUUCUGAAUAAAUGCAAUAAGAAGAAAAGUUCGUUCCUUACGUCAUCGAACCUUCCUUCGGUGUUGGUCGUAUCUUCUCUGCCAUUUUGGAACAUAGUUUCAGAAUGAGAGAUGAAAAGAGAACUUUCUUCCACUUACCUCCUAAGAUUUCCCCAAUUAAAUGCUCUAUCCUCCCAGUUAUUUCUCAUGAAAAGUACAAUGAUGCCAUUCACAAACUCAAGGUUGGAUUGACUAAGGUUGGUGUUAGCUCUAAGGUUGACGAUACUGGUCAUGCCAUUGGUAGAAGAUAUGCAAGAACCGACGAAUUAGGUAUUCCCUUCGGUAUUACUAUUGAUAAUGAUACUCUUGUUGAUGAUUCAGUUACUCUCAGAGAAAUUCUUACCACUAAAUAAAUCAGAAUUCCCAUUAACGAUGUAUUCAGAGUUGUCAGUGAUUUGGCUGAUGGUCUCAUUACUUGGGAUAGCGUCUUAGCCAAAUACCCCUUAUUCAAGCCUAAUGCUUCUGAAGAAAAUUGA
Molecule: messenger RNA, 1908 nt
Organism: Tetrahymena thermophila SB210
Lineage: Eukaryota; Ciliophora; Oligohymenophorea; Hymenostomatida; Tetrahymenidae
Product: glycyl-tRNA synthetase protein
Exons: 6
Biological process (GO): mitochondrial glycyl-tRNA aminoacylation
Cellular component (GO): mitochondrion; cytoplasm
Molecular function (GO): ATP binding; glycine-tRNA ligase activity
Source: RefSeq, a predicted model, not a curated record